AUGAGAUUGACGAGAGGCCAUUUUCGAGCUAUCAUUGACUGUACUGAACGAGCUAUAUCCACUUCUUCCGAUACCUUAUUAAAAACCCCUAAUCUUGAAAAAACUUUCUUCAAAUCCCAAAACAGUGAAGAUAAUCUCGUAAAAAGACUAUGCCGAGAAAACAAACAUGAAGAAGCUAUAAUUAAUCUAUGCGAACGAUACCGUUUAACAGAAGCCAUUCAAGUACUUGAUCAUAUGCAACGUCCUUCUCCAUUAGUGUAUUCUAAUCUUCUUAAGCUUUGUCUUCAACAGAAAGCCGUCGCAGCCACCAAAAGAGUCCACACCCACAUAAAAAGAUCCGGUUUUUUCCCAGGGGUAUCGAGUUUAAAUCGAAUUAUAGACUGCUACUGUAAAUGUGGGAGUCUUGUGGAUGCACGUAUUGUGUUCGACGAAAUGCAAGAGAAGGAUGUGUGUUCUUGGAAUACUAUGGUAUCAGGGUAUGCAAAAGCUGGACGGCUAAAAGAUGCUCGUAACCUGUUCGAUGAAAUGCCUGAAAGAGACAAUUUUUCUUGGACUGCAAUAAUUUCAGGAUACGUCCGCCAUGAUCGUCCCAAUGAUGCAUUACAGUUGUGUAGAACAAUGCUGCAAGACUAUAAUGUUAAGCUCAACAAGUUCACAGUUUGUAGUGCGCUUGCAGCUUCUUCAGCAACUCAAAGCUUAAUCAUUGGAAAGGAAAUCCAUGGACAUAUUAUGCGUACAGGUAUAGAUUCUGAUGCAGCUGUUUGGAGUGCUUUAUCAGAUAUGUAUGGGAACUGUGGGAGUUUGGAUGAAGCUAGACAGAUAUUUGACAAAACUUCAGAUAAAGACGUUGUUACAUGGACAUCAAUGAUUGAUCGGUAUUUCAAACAUGGGAAAAGGGAACAAGGGUUCCUCUUGUUUUCAAAUUUGUUAAAAUCUGGAAACAAACCUAACGAAUUCACAUUUGCAGGGAUAUUAAACGCUUGUGCACAUCAUAACACAGAAAGUUUAGGCAAACAAAUACAUGGGUAUAUGACACGCAUUGGUUUUAACCAAUCUUCUUUUGCAGCAAGUGCCCUUGUUCAUAUGUACUGCAAAUGUGGGAACAUGGAGGUUGCAGAUAAGGUCUUUAAGUGGAUACCAAAACCAGAUUUAGCUUCAUGGACUUCUUUGAUCAACGGGUAUGCCCAAAAUGGGAAACCUGAAGAAGCUUUGAAGCUAUUCGAUUCAUUACAUGAUACUGGAACUAAACCUGAUCACAUCACAUUUGUUGGGGUUCUUUCAGCUUGUACGCAUUCAGGUUUGGUUGAUAAAGGGGUUGAAUACUUUAAUUCCAUAAAACAAAAACAUGGGUUGGAUUAUACCAUUGAUCAUUAUGCUUGUGUUGUUGAUUUGCUUAGUCGAUCUGGGAGGUUUAUAGAAGCUGAAGAGAUAAUCAAGAAAAUGCCCAUGAAACCGGAUAAGUUUUUAUGGGGUUCUGUUCUUGCUGGAUGUAGGAUUCAUGGGAAUCUUGAUUUGGCUAAACAAGCAGCAAAAGUAUUGUUCAAAAUAGAGCCUGAGAAUGCAGCUACCUAUGUCACACUCUCCAACAUUUAUGCUGCUGCUGGAAAAUGGGGUGAAGUUGCAGAAAUUAGAAAGAUGAUGGAUGUAAAUCGGGUGGUGAAGAAACCUGGAAGAAGUUGGACUGAAAUUAAGAGAAAGGUGUAUACUUUUUUGAUGGGAGAUACAUCAAAUCCAAGAUUGAAGGAGAUUCAUGAGUUGUUAGGGGAGUUGCAGAAGAAGAUGAGGGAAGAAGGAUAUGUUCCUAAGAUAGAUCAUGUGCUUCAUGAUGUAGAAGAGGAACAAAAGGAGGAAAAUUUAUCGUAUCAUAGUGAGAAAUUGGCUAUUGCAUUUGCGAUUCUUGUUACUCCACCAGGAACGAUGAUAAAAGUGUUUAAAAAUUUGAGGACUUGUGUUGAUUGUCAUACUGCUAUUAAGUACAUCUCUAAAAUUGAAAGUAGGAAAAUUGUUGUUAGGGAUUCGAGUAGAUUUCAUUGUUUUGAGGGUGGGAGUUGUUCAUGUAAAGACUAUUGGUGA
Messenger RNA from Lactuca virosa, 2073 nucleotides. The record is from the annotation of a GenBank genome assembly. Lineage: Eukaryota; Viridiplantae; Streptophyta; Magnoliopsida; Asterales; Asteraceae.